AAGGCUCUGUCGUGGCCACUUUGCGGCCAUGCUUCUCGGACGCACUUGGAGAGUAGUCGCGCAGUCGGCAAGUCGCAAGCCACUGCAAAUCGCCUCGCGUAGCAUGUCGUCCGAAGCAGACAAGGCCCGCGCGGCCGCCGAGCCCAAGCCGAACGAGCUCACGAUCUUCGACAAGAUCAUCAACAAGGAGAUCCCGGCCAACAUCAUCUUUGAAAAUGACAAGGUCCUCGCCUUCCGCGACAUUAGCCCGCAAGCGCCGACGCACGUCCUCGUCAUCCCCAAGGUCCGCGCUGGCCUCACGCGCCUCAUCCGCGCCGAAGAGAGCCACAAGGAAAUCCUCGGCGAGCUGCUCUACACGGCGUCGGUCGUCGCCCGCAACGAGAACCUCGAAGACGGCUACCGCAUCGUCAUCAACGACGGCAAGAACGGAUGCCAGUCGGUGUACCACUUGCACUUGCACAUUAUCGGCGGCCGCCCGCUCGGCUGGCCCCCGGGGUAAGCCAUUUCGUACGUGGCGCACGCUCGACGCUCUAUUCGGCCAUGUAGCAUGGCUCUGGCCGCCUUGUAGACCCGUAUGCGCCGCCUCCGCCAACGAAUCUGGGCUACUAGUAUCAACGUAUUGCUUUCCCAUAUGC
Messenger RNA from Saprolegnia parasitica CBS 223.65, 635 nucleotides. RefSeq lists its product as hypothetical. Lineage: Eukaryota; Oomycota; Saprolegniomycetes; Saprolegniales; Saprolegniaceae. The record is from RefSeq and is a predicted model, not a curated record. Gene Ontology annotation, molecular function: adenylylsulfatase activity. The coding region runs from base 29 to 499 and encodes 156 amino acids. Gene Ontology annotation, biological process: purine ribonucleotide metabolic process; sulfur compound metabolic process. Gene Ontology annotation, cellular component: cytoplasm. The transcript has a single exon.